Molecule: messenger RNA, 1122 nt
Organism: Dictyostelium purpureum
Lineage: Eukaryota; Evosea; Eumycetozoa; Dictyosteliales; Dictyosteliaceae
Exons: 2
Coding region: 1-1122 (373 amino acids)
Source: RefSeq, a predicted model, not a curated record
AUGAUAAAUUAUAAUAACGAUAGCAAUGAUAAAUUAUUUUUUUCAAUAUGGAGAAACAAGUAUCUAUUAAGUGAAAUACAAAGACAUCACAGGUUAUAUAAUGAAAAUAAAAUAAUAGAAAUCGACUGUUCAAUGGAUCAACUUAGAUAUCAUCCACAUAGAAGAUAUGCAACAGAAAUUAGAUUUUAUACUUUCGGUAGUGAUUAUAACCAAGCAAUUCUGCCUGGUUCAUUACCAAAUAGUCUCACAACACUCUCGUUUGGUUCUGAAUUUAACCAAGAAGUUCUACCCGACACAUUACCAAAUGGUCUCAAAACCCUCACAUUUGGUGAUAAAUUUAACCAAGUAGUUCUACCCGACACAUUACCAAAUAAUCUCACAACACUCACAUUUGGUAAUCGUUUUAACCAAGCAGUUCUACCCAACUCAUUACCAAAUAGUCUUACAACACUCACAUUCGGUUAUGAUUUUAACCAAGUAGUUCUACCCGACAUAUUACCAAAUAAUCUCACAACACUCACAUUUGGCAGUCUUUUUAACCAAGUAGUUCUACCCGACAUAUUUCCAAAUAGUCUCACAACACUCACAUUUGGUAAUCGUUUUAACCAAGUAGUUCUACCCGGCUCGUUACCAAAUAGUCUCACAACACUCACAUUCGGAGCUGGUUUUAACCAAGUAGUUCUACCCAACUCAUUACCAAAUAAUCUCACAACACUCACAUUCGGUUAUGAUUUUAACCAAGUAGUUCCACCCAACUCAUUACCAAAUAAUCUCACAACACUCACAUUUGGUGAUCGUUUUAACCAAGUAGUUCUACCCGGCUCGUUACCAAAUAGUCUCACAACGCUCACAUUCGGUUAUAAUUUUAACCAAGUAGUUCCACCCGGCUCAUUACCAAAUAAUCUCACAACGCUCACAUUCGGUCAUGAAUUUAACCAAGUAGUUCCACCCAACUCAUUACCAAAUAAUCUCACAACACUCACAUUUGGUGAUCGUUUUAACCAAGUAGUUCCGCCCGACUCAUUACCAAAUAGUCUCACAACACUCACAUUCGGAGCUGGUUUUAACCAAGUAGUUCCACCGGCAAACGAAAACAAUAAUAAUAAACAAAAUAAAAUUUAA